ACUUUGCUUUGGAAAAGAAAAACAAUCCAGCAAGAGUUGGGACUUCCUUUGCUAAAUGGCAUUAUCACAGCAGAUGACUUUGAGCUGAUCUUUAACCUCCCUUGGGACAGUCAUACAAGAGCAAGUUGGCAUGACCUUUGCUCAAUUGUCUUUUAAGUACAAGAAGUGGGAAUUCUGCUGUGCAGUUCAAGCCAUCCAAGGAUCUUGAGAGAGCAAUAGCUGCAGAGAAAAGUGCAAGAGAAGCACAGUAACCAAGAUGAUAGGCAGCCAAAAACAGAGUACAGAAGAGGCAGCUCGGGAGACUCCCAGAUUUCAACAAAAGACCCUGACAACACCUGCUCCAUUUGCCGAUGAAACAAGCUGUCAGUGCCAAGCUCCCCAUGAGAAGCUAACCAUCGCACAAGCCCGCCUGGGAACACCAGUUGACAGACCUGUCAGAGUGUAUGCAGAUGGGAUAUUUGACCUCUUCCACUCUGGCCAUGCUAGAGCUCUUAUGCAAGCCAAAACUCUAUUUCCAAAUAGCUACUUAUUAGUAGGAGUUUGCAGUGAUGAUUUAACUCAUAAAUUCAAAGGCUUCACUGUGAUGAAUGAAACUGAGCGAUAUGAAGCCCUCAGACACUGUCGCUAUGUGGAUGAGGUCAUCAGAGAUGCACCCUGGACGCUGACACCUGAGUUCCUUGAAAAACAUAAGAUUGACUUUGUAGCCCACGAUGACAUCCCUUACUCCUCCGCUGGCUCGGAUGAUGUAUACAAACACAUAAAGGAGGCAGGAAUGUUUGUACCAACACAGAGAACUGAAGGUAUCUCCACAUCUGAUAUCAUCACAAGGAUCGUGCGGGACUAUGAUGUAUAUGCCAGGCGCAAUCUCCAACGAGGAUACACCGCCAAAGAGCUGAAUGUUAGUUUUAUAAAUGAGAAGAAAUACCGCUUUCAAAACCAAGUGGACAAAAUGAAAGAAAAAGUCAAGAAUGUGGAGGAAAAAUCAAAAGAAUUUGUUUACAAGGUGGAGGAGAAGAGCCAUGACCUCAUUCAGAAAUGGGAAGAAAAGUCCAGGGAGUUUAUUGGCAACUUUUUGGAGCUGUUUGGACCCGAUGGAGCCUUGAAGCAGAUGUUCCAGGAACGAAGCGGCCGAAUGCUCCAGGCUUUUUCUCCCCGGCAGAGCCCCAACAGCAGUCCUACACGAGGCCGCUCUCCAUCCCGUUCUCCAUCUCCACCCUGGGUCUUCAAUAAAGCCUCUCCUCCAUCUUCUCCAAAAGCUGCCUCUGCCUCCCUCAGCAGCAUGAGCGAGGGAGAUGAGGAUGAAAAGUAAAAUAAAGAUUUAUUUUUUUAACCAUGAGACAGAAGAACAAGCCACAAACUCAACCACUGGAUGGGGAGAAGCGCGAGGAACAUCAGGGGUAUUUCUGACAGUGGGAAAUGUGCUCUGGAAGAUGCCAUAAGCAGAUCAGAGCACAGCAAGGGAGAUCUCAGGAAGAGCUUAUCCCAUCCCCACUCCCUGCGAUGCCCGGUGGCCCGGCCAGCAGUGCUUGCCAGACACAGAACCGGGUCUGACAGAAAACAGACACAUUUGUGCAGGCUCCUGUGUGUGUCUCUCUGCUCACAGCUGCUGCAGCCGGGCCAGGAAGCUCUGCACUGAGCAGGACUGGCAGGGGAGCCCUGCUGGACCCAGUGCACAGGCAAGCAAUGGCUGCAGUGUGUGGAUGGAGGAGACGCAGCCUUACUGGACCCUGCUAACCCUGAGCUUUUCUGGCACGUGAAGGAAUGGCACUGCUGCAGCAAGUUCAUUGAGAGAUGAAACUUCUUUUUCAAUGGGAUCUGCCCCAGACCUCAAACCACACCAGUGAAAUGGAGAGCCCUCUAGCUGAGUUGGUGGGAGUGAGUUUAAUACAUUGAAUCUACUGAAUGCUGCUUGUUGACCAAGCCUCUGUGCAGGGUGUAUGUAGAGUUGGGCUGUAUUUACUUUACCAAAUCGCUCUCCGUGUUCCCAGUGCCUGAACAGCCACCCAAUAGCUGCUGGUUUGCUCCCUGGCUUUGCACUUUGGAGGCAAGAAAGUAACUGAAAACACAGCCCUAGCUGGGGUGUGUUGUAGGAAUUACACACUUUGAGGAUGUUGGCCAUCUUUACUGGUGAAUUCUGAAAAACACACGGGAUCCCAAGGCCUCAGGAGACAGCCUCCUUGGAAACCCUGCUGCUCCCAGCUACGUGUCACCAAAUGAUGAGCACAACAGCGCUCCUAUCACCACAUGCUAUGCAGAUGGCUAAACAAAUUUCACAUCAAACUCUAGCCAAGAUGUGUGCAAAGACCGUGUUCAUGGAGUGGGUCCCAAGGGCAUUCCUCUCUACCCUCAUGUGGAGAAGAGUUGGGGAAAAGGUUUUAAGCAGGUUAGGCAUGGGGGUCUCUGUCCACAACACCCCCACAGCCCCCAGCAGAACCACAGCACAAGCAGCAUGAGUGAAGCUUUGCCCUCCUGUCAAUGCACCAGCCCAUCUCUUCAGCUGUGCAAAGCCAGACCUGCCUGAUGCCUGGCUGCACCACACAGCCCCUCAGCUGGCGCCUGGUGAAGGGGCUUGCAGGACUUCUGGGCACAGGGACACCCGGCUCCAGAGGCUGCC
Messenger RNA from Neopsephotus bourkii (Bourke's parrot), 2614 nucleotides. RefSeq names its product phosphate cytidylyltransferase 1B, choline (gene PCYT1B). Gene Ontology annotation, biological process: CDP-choline pathway. Bases 257 to 1309 code for a protein of 350 amino acids. The record is from RefSeq and is a predicted model, not a curated record. NCBI's taxonomy places the organism in Eukaryota, Metazoa, Chordata, Aves, Psittaciformes, Psittacidae. The transcript has 8 exons. Gene Ontology annotation, molecular function: choline-phosphate cytidylyltransferase activity; phosphatidylcholine binding.